UGUUGUAGCUGAUAAACACUUUCUGAGUGGUGAGUGUGUCAGUGUGGUGGGGUGCGUUGGUGAGUGUGUCAGUGUGGUGGAGUGUGUUGGUGAGUGUGUCAGUGUGGUGGGGUGCGUUGGUGAGUGUGUCAGUGUGGUGGAGUGUGUUGGUGAGUGUGUCAGUGUGGUGGGGUGUGUUGGUGAGUGUGUCAGUGUGGUGGGGUGUGUUGGUGAGUGUGUCAGUGUGGUGGGGUGUGUUGGUGAGUGUGUCACUGUGUGGUGUGUUGCAGGGUUUGGCGACAUGGUCCGGUGGCCGCCGCCUGGGGACGCGGCAACUCGCCACCACCACCACUUGUCCCUCACGCCCCCGCCCUCACCCACACCCACCAGCGGCGAGGGCGGCGGCACGUGCGGCUCCACUACCAUCGCCUCCACACCCGGGUCUUCCACACCCUACAUCGCCUCCUCUUCCCCUGUGGUGAGGCAAGCGGGCACCCCUGACCCCGCCACGCCCCCGCCAUCUUGCCACGCCCCCGCCUUGGGAUCUUUGCCCCGUGCUGCAGCCAACGGUACACCAUCCAGCGCAGGUGUAGCGGCAGACAUCCCAGCGCCCUCCUCCUCCAAUGGGGACCUCAACCAUAGGCGGCCCAACGGCGUCACUCUGAGGGCGGUGCAGCAGCAGCAGCAGCAACAGCAACAGCAGCAGCAGCAGCAGCAGCAGCAACAGCAGCAGGAACAGCAGCAGCAACAGCAACAACAACAACAGCAACAACAACAACAACAACAGGAGACCACAGAAGACAAGGAGGAGGAACACCAGGAGGAGGAGGAGGAGGAGGAGGAGGAGGCGAGAUAUGACGAAGGCGUUGGUGAGGGAGAGGAGGACGCUACGUACAGGGCCGAGGGCGGCGUGGAGGGCGGUGAGGAUGAGCUGGCGCGGUGCGGGCUAGGGCGGUGGUGUUCGCCGAGGUGGGCGCAGCGGCUGGCCACUAAGCAGGUGUUCCUGGUGGUGUUCUGCGCCACGUCAGUGCUUCAAGGCAUGUACUACACCUACUACGUGAGUGUGCUCACCACCGUUGAGCGACUCUUUCAGUUCAAGAGCAAGACCACGGGCGUCAUCAUGAGCGCAACGGAGAUGGGCCAGAUCGGCGGCGCGUUACUGCUGGCUUACUAUGGCGGCCAGGGACAUCGCCCCAAGUGGAUCGGUUGGGGGAUGCUGCUCUUCUCCUUCUGCGCCUUCCUCAGCUCACUCCCGCACUUCCUGUAUGGCGAGGAGUUACUCAGAAAGCACCUGGAGACCACACCCACCAGGGACAGUCCCUUAGCCACUGCCAACCUGUGCCGGCACGGAGACAGCGCCUUGCCACACUCCCCGGCGCCGCCCAAUACAACCCUGCACGCUGAUUACCUUCUACUUGACCCUGCCAGUGUGCCAGCCUCCACGAGGGAUUGUGACUCCCCCGAGGGCGAGACUCACGUGGUGUUGGCGCUGUUCUUUCUGUCCCUGCUGGGCAUUGGCAUCGGACAGACUGCGGCAUACAACCUGGGCAUCCCCUACAUCGAUGACAACAUUGCUAACACCGAGACGCCAAUUUAUUUUGCUGUGACCAGCGGCGUUCGGAUCCUCGGCCCGGCUCUUGGCUUUGUCUUAGGGUUCCUGUGCACCCGUCUUUAUCUUGAGCCUUUGGUGGACCCGGGCAUCGAACCAACUGACCAGAGGUGGAUAGGGGCUUGGUGGCUGGGCCUCGUGGUGGUGUCCGUGGCUCUUCUCCUCACCAGCUUUGCAAUGUUCGCUUUCCCGCGCCGCCUUCCGCUGUCACCUCGACGUCGUCACCUCAAACUUGCCGCGCCCGCUCCUCUUCCUUCACCACAGUGCCGCAACGCUUCCCUCACUGAUUUUGUGCGUGCGGUGUGGCGCCUCCUGAAGAACCGUAUACUGAUCCUGCGCACAGCCAGCAACGUGCUGCACACUCUGCCUAUAGCCGGCCUGUACACCUUUCUGCCCAAAUAUCUGCAGAGCCAGUUUAGGUUACCUGUGCACACCGCUGCUCUUGUGUCAGGCAUCGGCGGCAUUCUGGUCAUGGGUGUGGGCAUCUUCGCGUCAGGAUUCUACAUUUGGCACGUGAAGCCCUCACCGCGCGCCGUGGCUGGCUGGAUCGCCAUCAGCGCCCUUGUGUAUGCCGUGGGCAUGGUGAUACUGAUGUUCGUAGGAUGCCCACCGGAAGACUUCGUAGGACUCGUGGAGGGGGAAGAAGGCAAACAGUUUCGCCCCGUGUGUAACCUUACCUGUGGGGAGUGCGACCUCAACACCUUUGCCCCCGUGUGUGACCCCCAGGGAAGGGCGUACUUCUCCUCCUGUCACCUGGGAUGCACCAACGCCACGCUCAUGCACCACUCCAACCAACUCGUGUUUUCAGAGUGCGAGUGUCUGGCGGCCGGAGAGACAGUGGUGCUCAAACUCUGUGGCAUGAAGUGUGACAAUUUCAAGUGGUACGUGAUCAUCUUCUCGGCCUUCGUGCUGGUUCACUCCACGUCUGAGGUGGGGGGGAUGCUGCUCACUCUGCGCUGCGUGGACUCCAAGGACAAGGCGAUGGCGCUGGGACUCAUCUCUGUGGCUAUUGGUCUGUUGAGUAAUGUCCCGUGUCCAAUAAUAUACGGUGCUGUGGUGGACUCGGCCUGCAUACAGUGGAAGGAGACCUGUAGGAGGGCAGGGGCGUGUCAGCUCUAUGAUUCAGACUCCUUCAGGAUGUUCUUCCACGGCAUGACAGGCGCCGUAAUGCUGCUCGCCUUCAUGGUGGACGUGUGUGUGUGGUGCCUUGCUGGAAACAUAUCUUUUGACGACCCCAUCUCCACCCCGCUCCACCUCUCCCCCUCCACCCCUGACGCCCCCUCCAUCUUCCCCGCUCCAGCCACAGCCUCCACCAGCCAAGAGUCCACCCCUAUCCUGCCACAGUGCGAGGUGGAGAUGUCCUUUGUCCAGGGGAAGGAUGAAGGAGUGGAGUGUGGGGAUGUUGCGAAGGAUUUGAUGUGAUAAAGGAUUUGGAAUAGUUUGUUGUGUUAUUAGUUUGUAUAUUGUUAUUAUUAUUAUUAUUAUUAUUAUUAUUAUUUUUUUUUUUUUUUUAUUGAUGUUUUUAUUAUUUUAUUUUUUGAGGGAUCUUGUUGGUUGUUUUAGAUUUGCAUGUGAAGAAAAUAUUUAUUGAUUUUAUUUUAUUUUUUCCUCUUUUUCUGAUAUGAGGUUUUUAAUUUUAGGAUUUUUUUUUUUUUAGAGUUGUGGUUAUUGUUUUUUUUUAUUGUUUUGGGUUUUGUAUAAGUUAUUCUAGGUUAGUAUGUAAAAAAAAAAAGCUAUUAUUUCCAUUUUUACAUGUAAGCUUUCCAUUACUGCUUAUCUAUGUGACUGUACGGUAUGUCAAUGUUAUUUUGGGGGGCACAUGUAAAUUAUUUUAGGCACGUGAACUGUGUAGACUUUUUUUUGACAACUGCUAGCAUUUUGAAUUUCUACCAUUGUCUGUCUAUACUGUCUGAAAUAGAUCACUUCUUUUCUCAAAUAUUUAUCAUUGCAUAUCUAGAAAAAGAAAACAUUUUUGUACUAUUUCCGGUUUCUAUCUUUGAAUAUCUAUAAAAUGGCAAGUAUUUGUAUGUAUGUACGUAUGUAUGUAUUAUAACUAUGCCAGUAUGUAUCAUUGUAUGUACUUUUUGUAUUAAUCAUUAUCAUAGCUUUCUUUUUUUGUACUUUUAUAUAAUAGCCAGCGCAUUUUUUUCUUCUUUUUUUUCUCGUAGGUAUACUUUCAUAUAUAUAGUUUUUAUGCUAAGAUUUAAAAAAAAAUUUGGUUCCUAUAGAUUAAUGUUGUGUGUGUGUGUGUGUGUGUGUGUGUGUGUGUGUGUGUGUGUGUUUACCUAAUUGUAUCUUUACAGGUUUGCAUCAAAUUCGUAAUGUACCGUGUUUUAAAGUUAAUCUGUCAUAUUUAUCAUUAAAACCAGUGGUAGGGAUAGAGAGGUGAAGAAGAGAGUGCAGGCUGGAGGGAAGCUGGCAGAAGCACACGACAAGAAGCUUACGGGAAGAACUAAAGGAAAUGUGCACAGAAUAUAGCAGUGAUUUAUUUGUACCAAUAGUAAAGAAACAAGAGAUAGAAGCGACGGAAGUGAAAAUGCUGUAGCUUGUUCUUGACGAGACGAAAUGGAGAACACAGAGCACACGAGGAUGAGAUGGCUGGGAUGUUAUCAGAAGGAAAGGAGGAUGCUGGGAAUGAACUCAUACGGCAGGAGGAAGAGAGGAGGACCAGAGAUCUGUGGAUGCAGAGAAAGAAGACAUGCAAGUGAUGGGGGUGACGAAGGAGGCGAAAGAAGACAAUAGAUUAGAGAAGGACAACCCGCUGUGACGACUCAUAAGAGAAACAGCCGAAAGAAGAUUUUAGAUAUGAACAAUAUCAAUUCAAGAGAGAGAAAAAGAUGAAGUAGAAUGGAAAAUGAGAAAAGAUGGAAAGGAAAUAAAAAGAAUGGGAAAAACGCUCAAAUGAAAAAAAAAUUAUAAAAUAGAAUGAAUUAUGAAAAAAGGGAACAAGAAUGGAAUAUGAAUGGGAAAGCAGAAUUUGAAAUGGGAAAAUAGAAUAAAUAAUAAAAUAAGGAAUGGAGUAUUCAGUAAAGAGAAAUAAAAUAAAGAAUUAAAUAGAAAAAGAAAAAUAUCACUGGAACCAUGAAAUCUUCCUUGAAAACCCCCAAAACUUUCAAUAGAAUCUCUUAAACUACUGUAAUCGUGAAAUCAUCAUUAAAAACCCUGGUAACUUUCACGAGACCUUGAAGAAUUAGAAUAAUGAAAAAUUCCCUAUAACUUCCACUAGAGUUUUUUAAGCAACUGGAAAUAUGAAGAAACCCUUCCUAACCCUAAUUAACUUUCACUUGAGCUUGUUAAACUAUCACCUGAGUCUUGUGAUAAGAAAUUUUGCUCAUGUAACUAAGAAAACUGAGAUUAUUUGAGUUCCCCUAAAGAUUAUUAAAACUUUCUUUCUAAA
Molecule: messenger RNA, 4985 nt
Organism: Portunus trituberculatus (swimming crab)
Lineage: Eukaryota; Metazoa; Arthropoda; Malacostraca; Decapoda; Portunidae
Product: solute carrier organic anion transporter family member 74D-like
Exons: 11
Coding region: 281-3010 (909 amino acids)
Biological process (GO): sodium-independent organic anion transport; transmembrane transport
Cellular component (GO): membrane
Molecular function (GO): protein binding
Source: RefSeq, a predicted model, not a curated record